ACGUCGACGUUCAACAUCUCCCACCACAAUAUUCACCAUACAUUAUCAUAAAUACAUUUUUUUCCGGCCAAACAGGGUCUUAGAUGGAGGACGGCAAGAUCACUCCGGCGAGAUUCACCAGGCCGCUGGCGGCGAAGCCGGAGAUGGGCAGCAUUUUCAUGAUGUCCGACGACAAUGUGAUGAUGAAGCAGAUUGAGGCCACCCACCAGCCCGACGGCCGGGAACUCUUCGUCCGCCCUCUCCUCCAGCUCGUGGAGGACAUCUUCGUCCUCGCCACCCGCACGAUCGACCCCCUUUCACCCAUACAAAAUGAGGUCGCCGCAGAGAAAACCUAUCAAUCUGGACUUGGCACCACGCUCGAAGCAGUCUCAUAUCCCAUUGAAAGAAUUGCUUGUGAGAUAGCGUGCAAAAGUGUCGCUGGUGGAUUUGACGUGCAUGGAACGGCGGUCUCCCUUCUCCAACUUCUAGCCAAUUACUCAUGGGACGCAAAGCUAGUGCUAACCAUGGCCGCAUUUGCAUUGAACUAUGGAGAGUUCUGGCUAUUGGCCCAAAUCUACACAUCCAAUUCACUUGCAAAAUCCAUGGCAAUCCUAAAGAAACUACCGGCAAUCAUGGAACACUCUGGCACGUUAAAGCCCCGCUUUGAUGCACUCAAGAACCUUAUCGAGGCUACGCUGCUGAUUGCCAAGUGCAUUGUGGAGUUCAAGGAGCUUCCGUCUCUAUACAUAUCUCAAGAAGUCCCAGCGCUACAUGCUUUUAGGAGUAGUUUGCCUACUGCUGUGUAUUGGUCCAUUAGGGCUAUCUUGGUUUCUGCUUCUCAAAUUAGCAGCAUUACCAGCUUGGGACACGAGUAUAUGACAGCUGAGACAUGGGACAUAUCGACCUUGACUCACAAGAUCAACAACCUACACAAACAUCUGAGGGAGCAACUAGCUAUAUGCUACCAAUAUAUAGAUGAGAAGAAAGAUAUAGAAGCUUAUGAACUACUUGUGAAUCUCUUUGAAAUGGUCCACAUUGACAACAUCAAGGUUCUGAAGGCCCUGAUUUAUGCGAAGGAUGAUUUGCUCCCACUCAUGGAUGGCUCAACCAAGAAAAGGGUUAACAUUGAAGUCUUGAGGAGGAAAAACGUGUUGUUGCUCAUAUCAGGACUCGAUAUCUCGCGAGACGAGCUCUCAAUUCUAGAACAGAUAUAUAGUGAAUCGCGACACCACACGAUGAGGCUGGAGAGUCAAUAUGAGAUCGUAUGGAUCCCAAUCGUGGACCGUUCAAUUCAAUGGACUGACCCAAUGCAACAACAAUUCGAGAGCUUGCAAUUGGAUAUGCCAUGGUACACGGUCCACCACCCCUCGUUGAUCGAUAAGGCGGUGAUCAGGUUCAUCAAGGAGAUGUGGCACUUUCGGAACCGUGCGAUCUUGGUGGUGCUGGACCCACAGGGCAGGGUGGUGUCCCCAAACGCCAUCCACAUGAUGUGGAUUUGGGGCAGCGCUGCUUUUCCCUUCACCACCAUGAAAGAAGAGGCUCUUUGGAGGCAAGAGGCUUGGAGGCUUGAGCUCCUAGUGGAUGGCAUCGACCCCACGAUUAUUAAUUGGAUUACCGAAGGGAAUUACAUAUUUUUGUACGGAGGGGACGACAUGGAGUGGAUCAGGAAAUUCACGACUGCCGCGAGCGCCGUGGCGAGGGCGGCGCGCAUCCCUCUGGAGAUGGUCUACGUGGGGAGGAGCGGGAAGCGUGAACAAGCCCGGAAGGCGGCGGAGGCCAUCGCGGACGAGAAGCUGAGCCACUGCUGGCAGGACCCGGCGAUGAUGUGGUUCUUCUGGACGAGGCUGGAGAGCAUGCUGUUCUCCAAGAUCCAGCAGGGGAAGGCCGACGAGCACGACACCAUGACGCAAGAAAUCAAGAAGCUCCUCAGCUUCGACAAGGCUGGCGGGUGGGCGGUGCUUGCGAAAGGGUCGCCGCUGCUGAUCAACGGCCACUACAGCACCGUGCUGGCUACUCUGUUGGAGUACGAUGAGCUGUGGAAGAAGCAGGCAGAGGAGGAGGGGUUCGACGAAGCGAUUAAGAAGCACCACGAGAAGCUGCACAAGGCGACAAUGCCGUGCAGUCGGUUCGAGUUCCCGAGCACCUCCGGGAGGAUCCCGGAGAUGAUGAAGUGCCCGGAGUGUCCGCGCCGGAUGGAGAAGUACAUCAGCUUCCUCUGCUGCCACGAUGAGUCGGCUCUGGCCGCCCUAUAUGGAAGCUAGAGGCCUACAGCAAUAUAUAUAUAUAUAUAUAUGCAAACUUGCUUGAUGAAUUUGUAUUAUUAAAUUACAUAUAUGUUGAUGUGUGAUUGGAUUUCAGUUUUGAUUUGAGUGUGUGAGUGUGAGAGGUGUGUGUGUUUGGAAUGUGUGAAUGACCACAUUUGUGGGUUGAGAUUUGAAUAAGAGAAACUAUAUUAUGCAAUAUUUCAAUUGUU
Messenger RNA from Malania oleifera, 2452 nucleotides. RefSeq names its product protein SIEVE ELEMENT OCCLUSION B. Bases 84 to 2240 code for a protein of 718 amino acids. Lineage: Eukaryota; Viridiplantae; Streptophyta; Magnoliopsida; Santalales; Ximeniaceae. The transcript has 7 exons. Gene Ontology annotation, biological process: phloem development. The record is from RefSeq and is a predicted model, not a curated record.